Molecule: messenger RNA, 2424 nt
Organism: Trichophyton verrucosum HKI 0517
Lineage: Eukaryota; Fungi; Ascomycota; Eurotiomycetes; Onygenales; Arthrodermataceae
Product: Rho guanyl nucleotide exchange factor, putative
Exons: 6
Coding region: 1-2424 (807 amino acids)
Molecular function (GO): guanyl-nucleotide exchange factor activity
Source: RefSeq, a predicted model, not a curated record
AUGGAAUCCACGGAAUCCCUCGAUGCCGUGGUGGACUUUCCACUGGACAUUGACUGUGCAUUGUCUGAAUUGUUUCGAAAUGACCCUGAAAAUGAACCGCAGGGCGAACCCCCAGCUGAGGCAGACGGUAGACGACGUUCGACGGAAUCCAAUGAUUCUGUGGCUCCCGUUAGCCAGGAUGGCUAUAGCUUCAAGAAAUGGAUGAGGAGUGUCCGUAAUAACGGAACUGAUGUACAGAUCCCUCGAAACUUUGUCCUAAACUGGCCUAACGGGAAUACGGAGGAGCAAAGCUAUAUCAAAUAUCCUGACAACGAGCCAGAUUGCCCCCCAGAUGAGGGUUCUGACUGCUCGUCUGGCCUUAUAAACAACAUAGAAACUGCAAGUUUUAGCCAGGCAACAUUGAGUGUAGCCAACGGAGCACGUACAAACACGGUGACUAGUACUAUGUAUAGCACCAGCGUGUUCUCUAGUUCCGAAGCAGCAAGAGCAUCUCUUGAGAGCAACCGGUUGACUAGAUCAGUCUCUUGCGAUGAGGCUGCUUGGAACCGCGCUGUCCAGAGACGUCAGAUUCUUCAAGAAUUGCUAGGCACUGAAGCCGUCUAUGUGUCUGGAUUACGAGCCCUAGGAGAUACUGGACUGGGACGAUGCGUGGGAACAUUGCUGAGGUUGCACAGCACAUUUCUUGACGCACUUCGAGCUGCCAUCCCACGUGUUCCCACCGCUGCCUUUGCGGCAUCUAUGAAAUGGAUGGCAAAGAAGAAAACAUCGAAAAAGUCUAGCACUGACGUCCAUCGCAAAUCAGUGACCAGUCGGAGGAUGCGUGAAUCUGUCGAGCACCGGAUUAAGUCGUGCAAGAACAUUGCUGCAGAACCUAACGAAGUACAGAAGGUAGCUGAAAUUUUGAUGUCGAAGCUCCCAAAGUUCAAGGUUUACGAGGAGUAUGGCAUCAAGUACCCUUUGGUGUUGCAGGAAGUUGAGAAGCUCCGGAAAACCGUUGACUUUGAGGUCUGGGAUAAUGGUACUGAAGCACUUUCUCGAUCAUUGGCGCCCAUAGAGUGCAAGGAGCUGAGCCCGAAUCAAGCACUUACCAUCGGUGACCUGCUUGCCAAGCCAAUUCAAAGGGUGUGCAAGUACCAAUUGUUUUUGUCAGAUUUACUGAAAUGCACGCCAUCCUCCGAUUGUCCGGCAGCUCACGAAGCUCUUGAGAAGGUUUAUCAAUGCAUGAUUGAUACAGUCCAGGAGAUCAAUCGAGCAACUGGGGACCCUGUAGCCAAGGAUCGCCUGGCAAAGACGUUACUCCUUCGUAACCAGCUUGACUUCACAGGUUUUGGCCGAGAGAGGGAUAUUCUUCGUGAUUUUGGUCCUCUCAAAGUCUGCGGUGUUCUGCAUAUUACAUACGAGACUACGGAGUCUAUUGUAGGGGAGUAUAUGGCUUGCGCUCUCUUUGCUUCACAUAUCAUCCUAGCUGUUCCUCGAGCCGAAACUCGUAAAUUCGGCGUACUGGCCAUUAUCGCUACAACCCGGGCAAAGGUCGAGAACGUUAAUGAGAAACCAGGCUUGCAAUGUACGAGAACACCUCAUUCCUGGAAGCUGCUAUAUGUUGCCAGCGGCGAUACCUUUGAGCUCGUCAUGACCGCGUGCUCUCCCAAGGAGGCUGAUCAGUGGAAGGACCAGCUCCUGCUGAACAUAGCCCCGGAAAUCACGGUGGACACCCCUAGGAUUGGAACGAGAGUUAUGUUCCCAAUUAAAAGACGGCCCGUGAUAACGAUCAACGAAACCGGUAAUAUGGUUCAGCCCAUCUGCAGACUAGUCCGUAUCAAAGGGACAGAGGCCGCCCCGCGGCGGGAUCCCACCCCGAGCGUGUCACCGUCACGGCCCCAAACCCUCCUGAUGACCCCAAUGGAAACCUUAACUCCGAAUCGUCAGGCCAGAGUGCGCAUGGAGAGGUGGCUAUCUGAUAUUUGGACUUGUGAUAUCAUCCCAUACCCAGGAAUGCCAGGCCGCGGUGGACAGUUCAUCCGAGCUCAGGCUGGCUCGUUCUUUCGGAGCCUCAGUAGCCGCCGCCCAUUCUCCCGCCGUGGAAGCAGCAUCGCAUCUGCUACGACCCAGUCAAUUGCCUCUAAUUCAAAGAGCGGUGCUGCUGAGGAGACGAACACGACAGCACCCACCAGUCCUAUCUCCAAGCAUAGCACUCGGGAGUUCGAUGAAACAAUUGACGCGAAUGUACAAUCGAGAAGCUCUUCACCAGGAUGCACAGCCUUGCCACAGAUCAAGUCUGAUGCUGAUGAGAUGGUGCAGCACGAAGCUCUCGAGAAACGUGCCAAAUACAAGGAGAGGACCAAGAUGGACAAACGUACCAGAUGGGGUGUCUCGAUUUUUACAGCUCCCGGCCGCUCUCGUCGUAACAGACUAGUUGAAGUGUAA